UUGUUCGUUCCCAGUGUAUUAUAAAGAGGCCUACGGUAAUGUUGCUGUAUUUAAUCCUGGUGGCGAUAUCUGUGGAGCAGCUUAACGGCUGGUUGCUCAGCCGCCAAGUGUGCUAUGGGGAACUUGGGUGUUUCAGUACCGAUUCGCCGUUUAGAAGCCUUCAGAGACCGCUCACUCUCCUCCCAGAAACCCCAGAAGCUAUUGGAACAGAGUUUCUCCUGUACACCAGGGACAACCAAACUCCUGACCUAGAGGAACGUUUGAUCGCCGGCGACGCCAAGAGGCUCAACAGCUCUCACUAUGUGGGGUCGAGACCAACGAAAUUUAUCGUCCACGGUUUCACACAUAACAUCCGCGAACAAUGGGUUCAGAACAUGAUCACGGAAUUGCUGAAAGCUGGCGAUUUCAACGUAAUUGCCGUAGAUUGGAGCGGUGGAGCAAAAUUGCCCUACACCCAAGCUACAGCUAACACGAGAGUUGUUGGUGCCCAAAUCGCACAAAUGAUAAAAUACCUAAUGACUGAGACUGGAGCAGCUAGCACAGACAUGCACAUCAUUGGCCACAGCUUGGGAGCUCACAUUGGCGGCUACGCUGGGGAAAGGAUCUCCAACAUGGGACGCAUAACGGCACUGGAUCCGGCGGAACCUUACUUCGAGAACACUGACAUCGUGGUGAGACUGGAUCCAACCGAUGCUGAUUUCGUUGAUGUCAUUCAUUCCGACGGCUCCAGCAUCCUCUCCCUGGGUCUUGGGUUAGACCAAGCGGUUGGCCACGUGGAUUUUUACCCAAACAGUGGAGCAGAUCAACCCGGGUGUGACAAUAGCUUUUGGAGCAAACUAGGUGGAACAAUUUGGAACGCUGCCCUUUUGGAUAAGUAUGGUGUUGAGGCCGCCAUAGGCUGUAGCCAUACUCGUGCCAUCGAGUUUUUCACGGAAUCCAUCAAUUCAAGGUGUCCAUUUACUGCUUACCCAUGCAAAGAUUACGAGACAUUCCAGACUGGCUCAUGCCUGAAGUCAUGCCAAGAUGGCGACUGCGUGAGAAUGGGAUAUCACGCCGAUAAGGGGACUGGUCGCGGGUCUAUGUAUCUUAUGACACAAGAUGCCGCUCCUUUUUGCAAUUAUCACUACCUUCUGAAUAUCACCAGCUCGAACCUCCAGAAGACCGCUAGGGGCAAAGUCAGCGUUAGCUUCACUGGUGACAGGGGCCAGGUCGACACGUUCCAACUCACACCGGAGGAGUCAACAUCUAUUGCGCCUGGCGAUCACCUGACCAAACUGAUUCGCACUACUAGUCCACUUGGCACCGUCAAGUCAUUAACUGUUGAAUUUGAGAAAUACCAGAGUCUCUUUGCCUGGGUCUAUACAGACAAUUGGAAAGUGGGAAGGGCCAUCGUCACCAGUGGGGAGGGAAACUACACCUCGUACUUCUGUACCAGUGACGCUACGAUCUACGACACUGACUCCAAGGUCUUCGCCGCCUCGCCCAGUGCUUGUUAAAAGUCUCCAGGCUUCCCCACCAUAAAGCAGACCAUGUUAAAGGGGAAACUUUGAAUUUUGCAUGAAGAAUAACCGUUCCAAUAAGAGAAUUUUGAGAAAUGUAAUUAUUUCGUUAAUUACGUUUCAGAAUUUCAUUCUAACCAGAAUUCAUAUUUUAUAUUUCUCAACCUUUUAAAAACAAGACUUUAAAUAAAGAACAGAAUA
This is a messenger RNA of Lingula anatina, 1700 nucleotides long. Its product is annotated as pancreatic triacylglycerol lipase. Gene Ontology annotation, biological process: lipid catabolic process. Gene Ontology annotation, molecular function: lipase activity; protein binding. Lineage: Eukaryota; Metazoa; Brachiopoda; Lingulata; Lingulida; Lingulidae. The record is from RefSeq and is a predicted model, not a curated record.